CAUCCAACACAGAUACGAGGUGCACGUCUAUGGAGUAUACACAGAUGAUGAGCGUCCCGAAUCACAUCGACAAAGCAAAACCCGCAACUCCUGCACUGCUGUACGGGUUCCAAACUUUAAUCUCAUCCGCGUGAGACAUCUUUCUGCACGGGUAUUGAAAGGAGAAGACGGGAAGUCUACACAGUCAGUUGACACAAGGGCAGCUUUGUUUAUUUAUCUAUCUAUCUAUUUAUUUAUUUAUUUAUUUAUAUAUCAAAUGCGCUGUUAAAUGAUUUUUCCGGAUUGCAUAUUACUGCGUAUUGGACUCGUCCGGGAGUGCACGCGCGGACUGCUGACUAAUGUCACGCGCCGUAUUUUUUUCCGCCGCCACCGUUCACACUUCUCCACAACACCGAGCGCUGAGAUUUGGAAAACUGGGAAUUGAUCGGGAAGCUACUGAACAACCCAGCACUUAUAGAAGCACUUUCAGGAGGUGAGGAAAGUCCUGGGAGAAUGUGGAGUCGUGGGGUGAAGCAUGAGCUGCCGGUGUGUUGCUUUUAGACUGGCGUGUCUCAUGUGUCCAUGGGAGUGUAUUUUACUAAGCCUCCACUGCUGGGUUUUAGCCUCGGCCACAGGCUCGCGGGAUGCUGCUGGCCCAUUCGGCUGGCUCCUUUCAGACAAAGGGCCUUUUCAUCAGUCACAGGAAUUUACGGAGUUUGUGGAGCGCUACCAACAGGGCUUCACCACCAGGUACAAAAUUUACAGAGAGUUCGGACGCUGGAAGGUGAACAGCUUGGCUCUGGAAAGAGAAGACAAUGGCAUUGCUUUGCCCCUCGACCCAGAGUUCAUGCAGAUCAUCAGGCAGCUGGGCCGCCGUCCCACCCUCAGUGCCAUCACCGAGAACAUCAUCAAGAAAUAUGGAACACACUUCCUGCUGUCAGCUACUUUGGGAGGUGAAGAGGCUUUAACUAUUUUUGUAGACAAGAGGAGACUGAGCCGCGCUGCCGACCCGACUGACUCCAAUAGCACAGCUGUGACUCUGGAGGCACUCCACCAGCUGGCUGCCUCCUACUUUAUAGACAGAGAGAGCACACUGCGCAAACUACACCACCUCCAGAUCGCCUCGACUGCCAUCAAGGUUACAGAAACAAGGACGGGCCCUCUAGGAUGCAGUAACUAUGACAACCUGGAUUCUGUCAGUUCGGUUCUGGUUCAGAGUCCUGAGAACAAGAUUUAUUUACAAGGGCUUCAGGCUAUUCUGCCUUGGUACCUGAAGAGCCGAUUUGUCCAGGCAGCCCUCAGCUACGUCAGCUGCCACUCAGAGGGCCAAUUUAGGUGCAAGGACAAUGAAUGUUGGUGCGAGUGCAGUGUGGAUUUCCCUCAGUGCAACUGUCCCACUGAGAACCUGGAGGCCAUGCAGGACAGCCUGAGGCACAUCAGAGAGUCCUGGGUCCAAGCCAACCAUGAGUUUGAAGAAUCAGAAGAGUUCCAGAAUUUUGUGCGAAGAUUACCGACAUUCUACGCUCUCAACACAUCUGCUAUAAGGUACUUUUGGAAAAUGGACCCGGCUGUACACCAACGCUUUCAGCUGCUGGAGACUAGCACUCAACAGCUCCUCGGCAAAGCACAGCGUAUUGUCAGCAAGCUUUUCACUCUCAGCAAGAGAUGUCGAACUCAGCCCAAAAUAUCUGUGCCCAAAAAGAGGUCUCACAGCUACUGGCUGAACUACAUCCUUUCUCUCAUGUACUGCAGUGAAAAUAAUCAGUUAGGCACGUAUAUGGAAGAGAGGAGGGCCUGCUCCUGUCAGCAUGAGACCCCAUCCUGCCAAGGUGUCAUCCCAUGCAUGGUGGGUGAGGGGCCACUUUGUUCUUCCUGCUCCUAUGAGAAUCGAUCACGGUGUGCCAGCUGUAACUCAGGUUAUAGUCUGAGUCAAGGACUGUGCAGGAACAUCAUCCCUGACUCCACUGAUAAUUACAUAGGUUUUGAGACCGAUCUCCAAGACCUAGAGUUGCGGUAUCUCCUCCAGAAGCGAGACAGCCGAAUCAGCAUCCACGCCAUGUUCAUUAGCAAUGAUGUGAGGCUCAACAACUGGUUUGACCCUUUGUGGAGGAAGAGGAUGCUCCUGACACUGAAAAGCAACAAGUUUAAGUCCAGUCAUGUGCACAUGCUUUUGGGGAUUUCCCUCCAGAUCUGCCUUACUAAGAACAGCACCUUGGAACCUGUGUUGUCUAUCUACAUCAACCCAUUUGGAGGGAGUCACUCAGAGAGCUGGAUCAUGCCCAUAGACCAGAACAAUUACCCUGACUGGGAGAGGACCAAGUUAGAUAUUCCUCUUGACUGUUAUAACUGGACGCUCACUCUGGGGAACAAAUGGAAGACAUUUUUCGAGACUGUACACAUAUACCUGAGGAGCCGUGUCAGAACAGCCUCAGUAAAUGGAAACAGCACAAUCUAUUAUGAGCCAUUGGAAUACAUGGAUUCCUCAAGGAAUCUGGGUUAUAUGAAAAUCAACAGCAUGCAGCUGUUUGGAUACAGCAUGCACUUUGAUCCUGAAGCAAUCCAGGACUUGAUCCUCCAGCUGGACUAUCCGUACACACAGGGAUCACGGGAUUCAGCUCUGCUGCAGCUGCUAGAGAUACGAGACCGAGUUAACAGACUGUCUCCACCAGGCCAGCAGCCCCUGGACCUGUUCUCCUGCUUACUGCGCCAUCGCCUCAAACUGUCCACUAAUGACGUGGUCCGAAUUCAGGCUGCUUUGCAGGCCUUCAGUGCUAAGCAGCCCAACUCAAUGGAGAACAUUAAUCAUGACUUUCAGCGGACAACCGGAGUCCAUGCAUUGCCUUUUUUAUUUUCAAACUACACUCAUGGUUUAUAGUAUUUCAGUAGUAAUGUGCUUGAAUUAAAUUUUCAUACCACUGAUUAUUAUUAUUAGAGUAAAUUAAAUGUAAAUCAUUGGAAUUUAGCUUUUGCUUCACAGUAUACUUUUAUUUCCUCACUCAUGUGCAUAACAGACAGUACUUAUGUAAAUCAGUGUAAUCUGACCAUCCUUCUGAGAUGAAUCCAGAUCUCUUCAUCUGUACAGCUCUAUCUGUCAAUCCUGUAACACUCGCAUAUAACUGUAUAUGCUUCAGCAGCAGUUGAGUUUAAUGGUAGAAAUAUUUCUCAGAUAUUUGUACAAAUGCAUUAUGACUAUAGGAAUAAUUUUGUUUAAAAAAAAAAAGAGAGAGACAUGUCCUAACUAUAUGUUCUGUGUGCUUUUAUAUUUAUAAACAUAUUAUUUGUGAAAUAUUACAGAGGUAAUGUUGAUAAAAUUGUACAGAACAUGGGUUUGUUAAUACACUAAAUAAAUGACAUUUUUAUG
Messenger RNA from Ictalurus punctatus (channel catfish), 3340 nucleotides. RefSeq names its product bone morphogenetic protein/retinoic acid inducible neural-specific 3a, tandem duplicate 1 (gene brinp3a.1). Lineage: Eukaryota; Metazoa; Chordata; Actinopteri; Siluriformes; Ictaluridae. Gene Ontology annotation, biological process: negative regulation of mitotic cell cycle; positive regulation of neuron differentiation. The transcript has 10 exons. The record is from RefSeq and is a predicted model, not a curated record. The coding region runs from base 515 to 2854 and encodes 779 amino acids.